Messenger RNA from Myripristis murdjan (pinecone soldierfish), 958 nucleotides. It is a transcript of the gene cript, whose product is annotated as cysteine-rich PDZ-binding protein. The record is from RefSeq and is a predicted model, not a curated record. The transcript is spliced from 5 exons. Lineage: Eukaryota; Metazoa; Chordata; Actinopteri; Holocentriformes; Holocentridae. Gene Ontology annotation, biological process: cytoplasmic microtubule organization. Gene Ontology annotation, molecular function: PDZ domain binding; microtubule binding. Gene Ontology annotation, cellular component: dendrite. The coding region runs from base 124 to 429 and encodes 101 amino acids.
GCGGUAAAGGGUACCGGAAGUUUACAAACGUUGACGAAGUUGCUAAAAUUGUUAGCAUUUUUUGGCUCAUUUGUUUUACACAGCAAUUUCAAGGCCUCGGUCCAAAACGAACACAGAGGGAGGAUGGUCUGCGAAAAGUGUGAGAAGAAGCUCGGCAGGGUCAUCACCCCCGACACCUGGAAGGACGGAGCUCGGAAUACCACAGAGAGCGGUGGGCGCAAACUAAAUGAGAACAAGAUACUGACCUCCAAGAAGGCAAGGUUUGACCCCUACAGCAAGACUGGCUUCGCUACCUGCCGGAUCUGUAAGAGCUCGGUUCAUCAGUCAGGGUCGCACUACUGCCAGGGCUGUGCUUACAAGAAAGGAAUCUGUGCCAUGUGUGGGAAGAAGGUUUUGGACACUAAGAACUACAAGCAGACAUCUGUGUGACAGUGUCUGGACUGGAAGAAGGGUCCACAGAGAGAGGGAUAGAUGGAGGGAUGAAUGCUGGGAGGGAGGAAUAGGGAGGAGGAAGGGCACCUUGAGCAUCCCGUUAGAUUUCCACUUUACCCUCCUUCCUUCAGUGAUAGCCAGCUGUCACUCUUAACUGUUAUUCUUCCCAGACCUGAGUGUGUAGUGUGUGUGUGUGUGAGUGUUCGUGUUUGAGGUUUAUGUGGAGAUGAUGGCUUCUGCUUUAGCCUUUUUAUCACAGAGCUCCGCUGGAACUCCUAGUCUUACAGUGGCAUUACACAGGCAAGCACUGUUGUUUUCAUUUACACAACCCGUCGUUCCCCGUUUCUCAAGCCAAGGCUGUGCAUAAUUGUGCAUAAUUUAGAUCUAAUACCUGUACUUACACAGGACCCCACCCCCUACUCCUUUGUGUUUUUUUUUUUUUUUUUUUUUUAUGAUAUCCUGUAUGUAAUAUAUAAAGUGUAGUAUUUUUGGAGUUGAUUAAAGGAUUAAAUAUGCUGACAUUUAA